AUCAAACAUUAUUUAAAACGUAGUGUUCUUUUAUAAAUAUGCUGCGCUAUUUUUAGAUUAAGUUAAAAAAAAAAAGAGUAGGCCUACUUAAAAAAAAAAAAAAAAAAUUAAUAUUCAAACAGUAUUUCAACGUACCGUUCUUUUAUUAGCAUAACAAUAAAUAUGCUGCGCUAUUUUUAGAUUUUGUGGAAAAAAGGAGAGAUUUUCGUCAUCUGGAAGGUAUAUAAGUUGAGGAUUGUCAUCAAGAGGAUCAGUUUGAAUGUGGACAUUGACAUCGUCACAUCGAUCUCGAGUCUCGAGUAAGUGUCCUAUUAACUGCAACGUGUACAAUAAUACAUGUACAUCUACAUUUGUAGAGGAAUGGUAUGAGUUUUGUCUUUACAUUAACAAUUUUUUUCCUCAUAUAACCCAGAUACCCUCAAGUUUCAAAAUGAGCCAUCAGGGAGCCAUGAAACCCUUUCCGACAAGCACCCCUCCCAGUGACCAGUUCCUUCGAUGCUUGCAGGAGGAGUGGGACAUCGAUCAAGAUGAAGAUCAGCUUAUGAUUGUUGACGUUCCUCCCGAGCCGUCAGCCGCGGUGAAGCAGCAAGGAUUGCAGGAUGGACGAGGGGGACAAGAACAAGGCGAAAGGGCAGCCAAAGGUGGACGAUACCCAUGUGGGACGUGUGGAAAGGUCUUCCGUCAGUUGACCAACCUCAUCCGACACCGCAAGCUUCACGAGAGCGGUCCGAGUGUCAACAAGAAGGCCGUGACCUGUCCGGUUUGCAACAAAGUGUUCUCUCGUCCCGACAACUUAAAACGGCAUCGCAAGAACCACAGCGCAGAUCAGCUGCCGUCCACCACCCGUCAAAUUUCGGGUCAAGAGAGUGCAGGGUCGACCAUUGCUGAAGCCGGAACUGACUGUAACCCUCCCCAGGCCAAAAGCCCAAGUAUUACGAAAUCAACCUGUCCAGCCUGCGGAGACGUUUUCCAGAGAGUAAGUCAUAUGUUGCGUCAUCUUCAAAACGACCACCGUGGAGUGUCGGCAUCUUAUCCAAUAUCGUUCGAGCCAAACCCCGAACCCAGUCAAUUCGUCUCUGAGAACAAAGAAGACCCCGAUAUGAUGGAGGCUGAUCCCAAUGUCCUUACUUCAACAUCACCGACUGGCGUACCACUACCUUCCCCACCACAGGCAUCACAGGGGCACAUCUGCCCGCUGUGUGACAAGUCUUUCAGUCGACAUGACAGCCUAAGGAGACACAUCAAAACCUACCACGAAAGCGGUGCAACUCCACCGUCAAUACACGAAGAACCGUUAUCACAUCAAAUUUCCCGUCCUGAGUCACCUGAAACUGUUCCCGAAGAUCCCCGCGAGUUUCCAGCUGAUGAUUUCGGCGAAGAAAACUUGCAAGAGGCUGAUGAUAUUCUCAAAGCUCUCCGUCGACACUGGCUGCCCAUUCGCACGCAUUACACAACCGGCCGCCGCAUUCAAGAUGUAUACAAUUUUCGACUGGCUGGAAACUCGACCAUAGACGUAGAUUUGGCGUUGAGAAUGAUAUUUCAGCGCCUUCGAUGCCGAGUAAAGAUCAACUUAUCGUUUGGGUUUAUCCUACGUCAUUCGGAGACGGGUCAGCUGAGGUACUUUCACGCCAGUCAAAAUAAUGCGAGGCUGUUCUCUACCCCGGAGACUGUGGCAACGGAACAAGACAUGGAUCGUGUAAGGGAGAGAGUCCGAGAGACUGACAUCUUACAGUACGGAAUUCUGCGUCGUCCCGACACAAAGUGGACCGUUGCAGCAACCACCAACGUGACGGUCUACGUCAACAAAAUGCCGCAGUUUCCCAUCGGCUCACCCGUUGAGAAACUUCCGCACUACGUCGCUAACAAUCGGGGUCUGACAAAUUUGCUCCGAAACACAAACACCGGAAAGAUGCUGGAUGACAAUUUUUGUUUCUUUCGUUGUCUGGCCGUGCAUAGGGGAACCAAUUCACACUCGACUGAAAAAGCAGUACAUCAUCUGGUCGAAACAUACCGCCAGGCUGCGGGUAAAGAUCGGGUAGACGGCAUAACGAUGGAUGAGCUGGCCAUUGCCGAGGUGGUGUUUAAGGUGAAUGUGCAGGUGUACACGUUGCUGCCGGCAGAGAUCGAUGACGAUGAUGAUGACGCGAACGAGGUUGAUAAGAUGACAGGGGAGGAACAAUGUCCGAACAAACCCACGAUCCAGGUGGAACUGAUCAGGCGUUCUCACCGCCGCUAUCCCGAUACUCUGUAUCUUAACCUGUGGGGAAAUCAUUUCUCCUACAUUUCUGAUCUCAGUAAGUACAGCCGAUCGUACGCCUGCUCCAAGUGCAACACCGUGUUUACAAGAUCGUGGAAUCUUAUGACCCAUGAGAUCACGUGUGACGUCAACGUUAAACACAAGUUUAGUGGGGGUUCUUACCAACUGCCUUUAACAAUCUUCGACAAGUUAUCCGAGGUCGGCAUAGAUGUAGAGGAGGACAUGAAAUAUUACCCCUACAGGGCCACGUUCGAUUACGAAUGCUACUUCCAAUCCGUAUCUCCCUCAAUGCGCCAGCGAGACGCAAAACUGCGAUGGGAAGCACGUCACGAGUUACUCAGUUGCAGCAUAGCCAGUAAUAUUCCGGACUACGAGGCACCACGGUGUUUUGUCAGUAACGGCAACCCGCGUGAACUGGUAUCAGACAUGGUCGACUACUUACAUACCAUCAGUCUAGCUGCGUACGACACACUUCUGGAGAAAUAUGAAGUCAUUUUUGAGAAGAUGGAUGAGAUGAUUGAGGACAUGCAAAGCGAGUCAAUGCCGCAAAGCAAACUGCACAAGCACAUCAACAAACUCAGGGAGCAGUUAGACGAAUAUCUUCAAGAGUUACCGGUACUGGGUUUCAACUCUGGGAAAUACGAUAUCAACGUCAUCAAGCGUUAUCUGUACCCGGUACUUCAAGAAACAGAUCCUCUGAAAUUGAUCAUCAAAAGAACCAGCACGUACAUGGCCCUCAAAACCGAGAAGUUGAAGUUUCUUGAUAUCACCAAUUACCUUGCUCCCGGAUACAGCUACGCAAAAUUUUUAAAGGCGUACGACUGCCCCCUCACCAAAGGAUUUUUCCCGUACGAGUGGGUAGAUGAUCUGGACAAACUUGAAGUCGGGUCACUUCCACCUCAUCAGGCCUUCUACAGCAAGUUGAAGGGAUGCAACAUAUCCGAGGAGGAAUACCAGUACUGCCAGAGCGUGUGGAAGGAGCACGGUAUGAACACAGUACGGGAUUUUCUCGUUUGGUACAACAACCUGGACGUGGUUCCUUUUCUCGAUGCGGUAGACAAGAUGUUUGCAUUCUACAGACAGCGGCAGAUGGACAUGUUUAAAUGCGCCAUCUCGGUCCCGGGUCUGUCACUACACUACCUAUUCCUUACACUGCCGAAAGACACCUUCUUCAGCCUCAUAGACGAAGCGAACAAGGACCUUUAUUACAAACUCAAAGACAACAUCGUGGGUGGCCCGUCUCUCGUCUUCCAUCGAUACCAUGAGAAGGGGAAAACAUUCAUCCGGGGAGGCACCAAACUGUGUCAAAACAUCGUAGGAUUUGACGCCAAUGCCCUGUACUUAUGGUCUCUGAUGCAAGAGAUGCCUGUGGGGACGUGUAUAAGGAGACGGGCCGACCAAGACUUCAAGCCAAUCAGGAGCCAUAAAUUCGGUGUUAUGGCCACAGAGUGGCUAGACUGGGUGGCCCAUUGCGAAGAUGUCCACAUUCGGCAUCAAUUCAAUAGCACGGAAAAGCGUGUGUGUGAGCGAAUGAUUCCGGUGGAUGGCUACUGCAGCGACACCAACACAGUCUACCAGUUCCACGGUUGUUACUGGCACGGGCAUCCAUGUCAUUUGAAUCCCAAUGAAUUCAACAAAGUCAGAAAAGUGAGCAUAGACGAUCUCAGGCGUCAAACAGAAGAGACUUCUGCGUACAUUCGUCAGCAGGGGUACAACCUGGUCGAAAUGUGGGAGUGUGAAUGGCGUCAACUACAGGCAACUGAUCAGACGGUGGAAAGCUUUCUACAAACGUCAAGACUGCCUCACUGCGGUAAGGCAAAUAUGACUCAACGGGAGAUCCUCGAAGCAGUCAUGGAUGGGUCCAUGUUCGGUCUGAUCGAGUGUGAUAUCCAAGUACCUGAGGCCUCGAGAGAUCACUUUGCUGAAAUGCCACCUAUUUUUAAGAACAUAGAUAUUACCAGAAAUGACAUCGGUGACCACAUGCAAAGUUAUGCCGAGAGAGAAGGAAUCAUGAAUACACCACGGCGCAGUUUGAUUGGCAGCAUGUUCGGCACACGCAUCUUGUUGGCCACUCCCCUCCUCCAAUGGUAUCUCAAUCAUGGUCUGGAGGUCCUCCACGUACACGAAGUUAUCCAGUUCAAAAAGAAUAAGUGUUUCGAGGCGUUCGGUGAUGCGGUGAGUGACGCGAGGAGGGCUGGAGAUUCUGACCCGAGUAAAGCUAUCUUGGCCGACACUAUGAAGCUGCUGGGGAACUCGGCCUACGGGAAGACGGUCACCAAUCAGGAGCGACACAUGAACGUCCGCGUGUGCAACGAUGCAGAUGCUCCUCGGUACGUCAACAAGUCCCAUUUCCGCGCACUUCACGCGCUUGAUGAUGACGUGUACGAAGUGGACAUGGCUAAGAAGAUGAUCCGGCUCAAUUUACCGCUCCAAAUAGGCUUCUUUGUUUAUCAGUUCGCGAAAUUGCGCAUGCUGGAGUUCUAUUAUGACUUCUUAAUCAAGUUUGUCCACCCCUCUGACUUCCAGAUGUGCGAGAUGGACACGGAUUCGGCUUAUCUCGCCAUCUCGGGAAAUACUUUAGACGAUGUCAUCAAGGAGGAGAUGAAGGAGCAGUACGUGAGAGAGAAGCACCAGUGGUUUCCCCGCGACGACACCGCCCCUCACCGCGCCUACGACAAGCGGACUCCAGGGUUGUUUAAGGUGGAGUGGGAAGGCGAUGGGAUUAUUGCUCUCUGCAGUAAGACCUACUACUGCUUCGGAUCCAAGAAUAAGAUCAGCUGCAAAGGGCUCAACAAGGCCAAUAAUGACAUCACCAAGCAACAGUACAUGGAGGUCAUAACAUCCCAGACAGCUAGUGGAGGAGUCAACCGAGGAUUCAGGAUGCAACACGACGGCAUGUACACGUACGAACAAGUGAAAACAGCUUUCAGCUAUCUCUAUCCGAAGAGAAAAGUAGCCUCAGACGGUGUAUCUACCUCGUAUCUUGAUUUGUAAAAUGGUAGUAGGCUAUUUACCAUAACGAAUAUCAGAUUUUUAUCUUAAUUUUUUUUUUUUUUUCAAUAACAAAACAAAAGAUUGUGGAAAGAGUUAUGAGCUCGCUUUUCCACAUCACUUUGCCCACGAAGUUGUUUUGAAUUAUGUGUGUUUACCAGUUUCAUACUUCACAAAACAAACACUAUAUUCUUAUAAAACGUCUAAUGUCCCUGGAAAUGUGUUUUUUCCUUACUUUAAUACAAAAAUAUUGUACAUUUUAAUUGUCUUUCAAUCAUUGGAAUUAUUGAAUUGGAAUUAUGUUGUGGACGAAAAACAAAUUGUUUUACUUCAUUUUUUUCUCAAUAUUUAUUAGUUGUUUGUUUUACAUACGAAGUUCGAAAAACUUAUCUAAACAAAAGUGGUCAUUGAAGUUUCUUCAAAACUCUCUGCAAUCGAACUACAUGUACUGAACAUGCUCGCGUAAACGGAGCAACUGAACGGAAUUCUGAUAAUUACGAAAAUAACAAAUGUGGAUGAUUUUUUUUUUUUUUUAACGCGGGGAGUCGAAAUACACAACGCAAAAUAAUUGCGAAAUACACAACGCAUCUUAAUGCGAGUCGGCGGGACGGCAAAUGGUGGUUUUUGUUUUUGUAUUAUGAUUUUUAUUUAAAGUUUGUUCAAAUACGAGAAAUUAAACUUAUAAGGGCAGACUGACUAAUAAGUGUAAACCAAAUUUGUUGUUUUUUUCCCAUCAUUUUGAGAAUAAUCUGGGUGCUGAACCUAAUCAUU
Molecule: messenger RNA, 6019 nt
Organism: Patiria miniata (bat star)
Lineage: Eukaryota; Metazoa; Echinodermata; Asteroidea; Valvatida; Asterinidae
Exons: 2
Coding region: 260-5251 (1663 amino acids)
Biological process (GO): DNA replication
Molecular function (GO): DNA binding; nucleotide binding; DNA-directed DNA polymerase activity
Source: RefSeq, a predicted model, not a curated record